AUGCGGCUUAUAGCCCUGUGCGACUUAUGCAUCACCAACUACUACAGUCACUACCUUAGCACUAACUACUACAACCACUACCCCAACACCAACUACUUCAACAACUACCCCAGCACCAACUACUACAACCACUACGCCAGCACCAACCACUACAACCACUACUCCAGCACCAACCACUACUACCACUACCCCAACACCAACUACUACAACCACUACCCUAGCACCAGCUACUUCAACCACUACCACAGCACCAACUACUACAACCACCACCCCAGCUCCAACUACUACAACCACUACCCCUGCACCAACUUCUACUACCACUACCCCACACCAACUACUACUACCACUACUCUCCAACUACUUCAACCACUACCCCACACCAACUACUACAACCACUACCGUAGCACCAUCUACUUCAACCACUACCUCAGCACCAACUACUACAACCACUGCCCUAGCACCAACUACUUCAACCACUGCCUCAGCACCAACUACUACAACCACUACCCCAGCACCAACCACUACAACCACUACCUCAGCACCAACACCAACUACUACAACCACUACUCUAGCACCAACUACUUCAACAACUACCUCAACACCAACUACUACAACCACUACCCUAGCAUCAACUACUUCAACCACAACCUCAGCACCAACUACUACAACCACUACUCCAGCACCAACCACUACUACCACUACCCUAGCUCCAACUACUACAACCACUACCCUAGCACCAACUACUUCAACCACAACCUCAGCACCAACUACUACAACCACUGCCCUAGCACCAACUACUUCAACCACUACCUCAGCACCAACUACCACAACCACUACCCCACACCAACUACUACAACCACUACAAUAGCUCCAACUACUUCAACCACUACCCCACACCAACUACUUCCACCACUACCCCACACCAACUACUACUACCACUACAAUAGCACCAACUACUUCCACCACUACCCCAGUACCAACUACUACAACAACCACCCCAGCACCAACUAUUACAACCACUACCCCAGCACCAACUACUACUACCACUACUGUAGCACCCACUACUUCAACCACUACCCCAGCACAAACUACUACGACCACUACCCCAGCACCAACUGCUACAACCACUACUCCAGCACCAACUACUACUACCACUACCCUAGCAACAACUACUUCCACCACUACCCCUGCACCAACUUCUACUACCACUACCCCACACCAACUACUACAACCACUACAAUAGCACCAACUACUUCCACCACUACCCCACACCAACUACUUCCACCACUACCCCAGACCAACUACGACAACCACUACCCUAGCACCAACUACUACAACCACUACCCCAGCACCAACUACUACUACCACUACUGUAGCACCCACUACUUCAACCACUACCCCAGCACCAACUGCUACAGCCACUACCUCAGCACCAACUACUUCAACAACUACCUCAGCACCAACUACUACAACCACUACCCCAUCACCAACUACUAUAACCACUACCCCAGCACCAACUACUUCCACCACUACCCUGGCACCAACUACUACAACCACUACCCCAGCACCAACUCCUACAACCACACCAACUACUACAACCACUACUCUAGCACCAACUACUUCAACAACUACCUCAACACCAACUACUACAACCACUACCCUAGCAUCAACUACUUCAACCACAACCUCAGCACCAACUACUACAACCACUACUCCAGCACCAACCACUACUACCACUACCCUAGCUCCAACUACUACAACCACUACCCUAGCACCAACUACUUCAACCACAACCUCAGCACCAACUACUACAACCACUGCCCUAGCACCAACUACUUCAACCACUACCUCAGCACCAACUACCACAACCACUACCCCACACCAACUACUACAACCACUACAAUAGCUCCAACUACUUCAACCACUACCCCACUCCAACUACUUCAACCACUACCCCACACCAACUACUACUACCACUACAAUAGCACCAACUACUUCCACCACUACCCCAGUACCAACUACUACAACAACCACCCCAGCACCAACUAUUACAACCACUACCCCAGCACCAACUACUACUACCACUACUGUAGCACCCACUACUUCAACCACUACCCCAGCACAAACUACUACGACCACUACCCCAGCACCAACUGCUACAACCACUACUCCAGCACCAACUACUACUACCACUACCCUAGCAACAACUACUUCCACCACUACCCCUGCACCAACUUCUACUACCACUACCCCACACCAACUACUACAACCACUACAAUAGCACCAACUACUUCCACCACUACCCCACACCAACUACUUCCACCACUACCCCAGACCAACUACGACAACCACUACCCUAGCACCAACUACUACAACCACUACCCCAGCACCAACUGCUACUACCACUACUGUAGCACCCACUACUUCAACCACUACCCCAGCACCAACUGCUACAACCACUACCUCAGCACCAACUACUUCAACAACUACCUCAGCACCAACUACUACAACCACUACCCCAUCACCAACUACUAUAACCACUACCCCAGCACCAACUACUUCCACCACUACCCUGGCACCAACUACUACAACCACUACCCCAGCACCAACUCCUACAACCACUCCAACUACUUCCACCACUACAUCUACUACAUCUGCCCCAACCACUACUACCACUACCCCAGCACCAACCUCUACUACCACUACCCUAUCACCAACUACUUCAACCACUACCCCAGCACCAACUACUACAACCACUACCCUAGCACAAGCUACUACCACUACUACAACCACACAAGUCAGUGCAACUACUGCAACCACUGCAUCUGCAACUGUUGCAGCCACCACCACAUCAACCACCAGUGA
Molecule: messenger RNA, 2865 nt
Organism: Xiphophorus hellerii (green swordtail)
Lineage: Eukaryota; Metazoa; Chordata; Actinopteri; Cyprinodontiformes; Poeciliidae
Product: GATA zinc finger domain-containing protein 14-like
Exons: 20
Coding region: 1-2865 (954 amino acids)
Source: RefSeq, a predicted model, not a curated record